AUGUUUGUUGGGCUUCUACAAAUUGCCAGACGAGGCGGCAAAAUUUCCCGGCUUCCCUUCCGCCUCGUUCUCUCGCGCUUGCACUUCCGAGCGGCGAGCGACGAUCUCGCCGGAGGAGUACCGCCGUUCGGAACAGUUGGUAAACAACGUCUUUUUCCGAAAGCAAUGGUGAAGACCAAACAUCAGAAAUCGAAGCCCAAAAAAGCUCCUAAGGUGAAGCAACAAGGAAAACAAGCUGAUCUGACUAUGUUUCGUGGCCAGCUGGAUGGGUUGGGCCUAAAAAUCAUUCAAGUAACUGCUGAUGGCAACUGUUUCUUCAGGUUUGUUUCCGUCCUGUCGAUUUGGAUGGAGAUUGAGGCGUUUUUUCCGGUUUUCGUCUGGGUGUCCUGUAGUGGCUUACUCUUGGUAGUUUACAGGAGUCUGGCAGAUCAGUUAGAUGGAAACGAGGAGGAACAUGGGAAGUAUCGUAGUAUGAUAGUCCAGUAUAUACGGGAAAAUCGCGAAUUGUUUGAGCCUUUUCUUGAGGAUGAUGUGCCCUUUGAUGAAUACUGCCAACAAAUGGAAAAGGAUGGCACAUGGGCUGGACACAUGGAGUUGCAGGCAGCUUCCCUUGUUACAAAUAGCAACAUAUGCAUUCACCGGAACAUGUCACCACGUUGGUAUAUUCAGAAUUUCGAUCAGCGUGGAGCUCGUAUGAUUCAUUUAUCCUAUCAUGAUGAAGAACAUUACAAUAGUUUACGUUCCAAGGAAGACCUGUGUGAUGGACCUGCUAGGCCAAUUGUUAUAAAGGCUGAUGCUACUCUUUCUCAAGUGAAAGCUGCUUCAAGCAAGUCCAACGGCUUAGUUCUGGGCAACAAAGCUGAUUCAGGAUCCGUCAAAGUAGUAAUGGCAGGAAGUGGAUGUGAAAAUAUUGAAAAAGUUGAACAGGUCUUAUUGCAAGUACAUGGUGAUGUUGAUGCUGCAAUAGAGUAUCUAAUAGCAGAACGAGAAUCAGAAAACUACUCAGUAGACAAUGGUUCCCUUCCAUGUCAAGCACACAGUUUUUCUGAAAAUCUAGGAGAUAAUGUGGAUGGAAGAUGUGACCAAAGCCAGGACGAGAUAUCAAAGAAGACCCGCAAGCACGAGCUAUCUGAUAGUCCUGUCAAAGAAAGCACUAAAGAUACUAGCUCAAAGACAGAUGAUAAGAAGAUACCAAGAAACAAGGUCUGUCCAUGUGGAUCUAAAAAGAAGUACAAGUCUUGUUGUGGAGUCGCUAAGGGGAGAUCCUCUUCUAUGAUUAUGCGGAACCAAGCAAUUGAAACUGGUUGCGGAAGGGUUAGAAAGGACAAGAAACAAAACAAGAAAGGAGGACAUGCUGAAUCUCUGCCUUCAUGUGGAUCUGAAAAUGUACCACUUGACAUGGGCGCCCUUUGUAUAUAAACUCGAGUUUCAUGGGUCAGAACCUCGACCUUUAAAUUCAGCAGCAAUCAUUCAGCCACAGAUGCAAGAUCCCGUAUACACCAGCAGUCACACUUGGAGAAGUAACAAAAACAUGGUAAGAAAGAUUGGGAAAGGAGGAUGCUUCGAAGAAAAUGUUGGUCGUCGAAUCUCUCUCUUCUUGCAAAGGUAUGCUGUGCUGUGCCUUGCCUAAGGACUUCGGUUUGUGCUGUGCUGUGUGUAACCAUGUUCAUAGGGUCAGAACUGGUGAGUAAUUAGUUGAAUGAAGGCAUGGAUCAUCAUCGUUCCCUCCUUGAGCUCGGGAAGUAUUAGAAGCACUGGCAUGUAUCCAAAACACCAAUGGACAAUUUUAUUACGGUUCAGGUUUUGUAGUAUAUCAAAUGAGCCGCUCUGUAUAAUUUUUGUAAUGUGGUUAGGCUCUCACUUAUUUCUGUCUAAAUGAUGAGCUUCAUGCAAUUGUCAGCAGUUAGUGAAUGAUGAUUCUGCUGGGAUCCAUUUGAAGUUGAAACUUCUGAUCAGUGGAGUGAUUUUGUGAUCCAAGGGGCCGGUUCGACCCGACUUGUUUUGAACCGGAAUUUUUUCUCCGCACAAGCCUCAUGAGGCUGGGCAGAGGUUCUCCGUUUGCCUCUCCAAGUUCUCAUUCUAAUUCUGUCUAAAUUUACUCAGUUUGCUUUUAAC
Linum tenue is the source of this 2115-nucleotide messenger RNA. The record is from the annotation of a GenBank genome assembly. Lineage: Eukaryota; Viridiplantae; Streptophyta; Magnoliopsida; Malpighiales; Linaceae.